Molecule: messenger RNA, 635 nt
Organism: Labrus bergylta (ballan wrasse)
Lineage: Eukaryota; Metazoa; Chordata; Actinopteri; Labriformes; Labridae
Product: protein SREK1IP1
Source: RefSeq, a predicted model, not a curated record
GGAAGUGAUAAAUUGCGAAGAAAUCUGAUUAGAAAUAAGUGCAUCACCCAAACUCACCUCAUCGGUGAGGGGAAAGGGGCGUGGUGUAAGAGCGGUCAAUCAAGGUUUCCCAUGUGUAUGGAAAAACAUCUCGUCAGUGUUUGUGAUAACUUACUUGGGCAAGUACACAAUGGAUUUCAAUCUGUCGGCAGCUGUGGAGGAAGAAGUGAAGCCGCAGCAGGCUCAACAGGAUGAGAUAAGUUGGCCUUGGCGCAAGAAGGAUAAGGACAAGGGAGACUCCAAGUCCAAGUGUGACAAAGAUAAAUCUAAAAGUAAGGAAAAAUCUGAUGAUGGAGACAAGUCAAAGUCUGACAAAGGCCUAAAGGAGGUAAAGAAGGACAAGAAGAAGAAGAAGAAGAAGGAGGGGGAAAAUAAAUCAUCCUCAUCCUCAUCAUCCUCAUCCUCCUCUAGUUCUAAUGAGGAUUGAUUCCUCCUCAUGGGCUGGCCUGCUCUGAUCAUUCAUACGAGUGUUUGUUUAAGUGUCCAGUCAUACCAUCCUUUCUUCCUUCCUUCCUUUUAAUGGUGGUGUAAAAAAUGAUGCUGUUGUGUGAACAUAUAUGCUGAUUCUAUAAAGUAAAGGUAACUGUAACAAAUAA